AUGUCGUUUCCCAGCAGUCGCUUGCGUUCCUCGUGGGAUGUCCGAACCCUGACAGGCGAGCCAUAUGCAGCCAUUCAUGUCCGCAGCCUCCAAACCGUCGUUCGGGCUGGCACCGACGCCUGGGGGCGGACCGGCAAAGAUCAACCAGCUCUGGUCACCGCCGAGGUUUCCCUGGCCAAGCCCUUCCAUGUUGCCGCCAGCAGCGACACUGUCAGCGAGGACACUGUUCACUAUGGGCUCCUGGCCAAAGCUGUCCUGGCAAGUCUGGGCCGCCUGGGAGCCCACAGCGAAGGGGCGAGCCGCAUCACCAUCAACGAUCUCGUCGAACACUUGGGGAAUGAUGUCGUCUAUCCUGGCGAAAGCUCGGAUGCCAACCCGCCACGAAGGAUAUUGCGUGACCCCGCCAAGGUGCGGUACGCCAGUCUAACUUUAGCCCUCCCCAAGGCCUCUCUGCUCGGCGAGGGCGUGAGUCUCACUCACUCAAUCGCCUAUCCGGAUGGUUCAGAGGAGACUGCCUAUAAAGCCUGCUGUCUGACAUUUCACCGACUCCGCGUUCCUACCUUGAUAGGGGUGAACGACAACGAGCGAACGGCCAAGCAAGUCGUCGUGGCUGACAUCGACAUUGACCAGUUUGUCUGCCAGGCUGAUGUAUAUACGGGUAUUGAAGCCGUCAUUGUCAAGGUAACCCCUCUACAUGGCCCUUUUUGA
Molecule: messenger RNA, 708 nt
Organism: Verticillium alfalfae VaMs.102
Lineage: Eukaryota; Fungi; Ascomycota; Sordariomycetes; Glomerellales; Plectosphaerellaceae
Exons: 1
Coding region: 1-708 (235 amino acids)
Source: RefSeq, a predicted model, not a curated record